Messenger RNA from Hemibagrus wyckioides, 4264 nucleotides. It is a transcript of the gene plekhg3, whose product is annotated as pleckstrin homology domain-containing family G member 3. The transcript is spliced from 19 exons. Bases 283 to 3567 code for a protein of 1094 amino acids. The record is from RefSeq and is a predicted model, not a curated record. NCBI's taxonomy places the organism in Eukaryota, Metazoa, Chordata, Actinopteri, Siluriformes, Bagridae. Gene Ontology annotation, molecular function: guanyl-nucleotide exchange factor activity.
CGGUUUUCGAAAAAAGCGGUCACGGGAGGAAAUACAGCUGAUUUUAUAGGAGUGUGUGUUAUGAAUAAGAAAAUAGCGCACUGACACACACACACACACACACCCCGAUACACACACUUCUACACUUACUCUGUGGAGGUUCUCCGAGUUUCUGCGCUGUUUUAUUGGAUUAAAGUGACGGAUUUGGUGAAACUUUAAUCUCUGUGUUGGUUCCUGUCAGGGUUUGAGCUUCACACUUCCACAGCGCUGGUGACAACAGGCUUCACAUCUCUUUUCUUCAUCAUGGCUCCUAAUCCAGAGAUCUCCUACCUGGACCGUGUGGUCAUGGAGAUCAUGGAGACAGAACACACUUAUGUCCGAGAUCUGCACAGCAUUGUGGAGGGCUACCUCGCUCACAUAAUAGACACUGCAGAUUUACCCAUCAUACCUGAACAGGUGUGUGCUCUGUUCGGAAACAUUGAGGUCAUCUACGAGUUCAACAGUGAACUUUUACAGGAGUUGGAUUUGUGUAAAAAUGACCCGGUGGCCAUCGCCAGGUGUUUCGUACUAAAGAGAGAUUAUUUUGAGAUCUACACACAGUACUGCACCAACUACCCAAAUUCGGUUGCUGCAUUAACUGAAUGUAUGAGAAAUAAAACACUGCUGAAGUUUUUCAUGGAGAGACAGGAAGCUCUGAAACACCCACUUCCUCUGGGCUCAUACCUUCUCAAACCUGUACAGAGGAUACUGAAAUAUCAUCUACUCUUACAGGAAAUAGCAAAGCACUUUGAUCCUGAUGAAGAUGGUUACGAUGUGGUGGAGGACGCCAUUAACACCAUGACUGAAGUCGCCUGGUACAUAAACACCAUGAAGAGAAAACAUGAACAUGCAGUCCGUCUACAGGAAGUGCAGUCUUUACUGAUUGACUGGCGCGGUCCUGACUUAACCACAUACGGGGAACUGGUUCUGGAGGGAACCUUUCGCUUUCACCACACAAAAAACAACAGAACCCUCUUCCUGUUUGAGCGGGUUCUACUCAUAACCAAACGACGUGGAGAGAACUUCAUCUACAAAACACACAUCUCUUGUUCGACACUGAUGCUUAUGGAGGGAGCAAAGGACUCGCUGUGUUUCAGCGUCACACACUACAAGAACCCAAAACAACCCCACACAGUACAGGCCAAGACAAUGGAGGAAAAGAAACUCUGGACUCACCACAUUAAACGCUUGAUUAUAGAGAAUCAUCACACCACCAUUCCUCAGAAGGCUAAAGAGGUCAUUUUAGAAAUGGACCCAAUGUAUCAAAAGUACAGAUUUAACUCUGAGAGGAAAAAGAAAGCGCAGUCUGAUGAUUUCACACAUACUCGCCAGUCAGAAUUAACCAAACAGAUGAUGAAAAACGACAAACCCAUGCUUAAGCACUCGGUCAGUGAAGGAGAACUGAGAGAAAACCUUAUCACACUGAGCUCCACCUCAGGCGAGUCUCAGGCUCAGAGUGAGGAGGACAGGCGGCUGUGUAGCGCUAACACCGAUGAUGCUACACACUGUGAGCUUCAGGAUGAGGAAGAGGAAGAGACCGGAAGCCAGUCAGAUGAUGUGGUAAUGGAGGAUUUUAGCAACUCCAUGAUUUCCUGUUGGAGUUUCAGGGCUAAAGCUCUGCUGCAGCUCGACAUGGAUGAAGAGUGGCAAGGACAUGGAGACACCCGACUGUCACAGCAGGAGGAGAGACAGGUGUGUGAGGAUACAAAAAUGAGUAAGAAGUCACAGAGCAUCUCACAGUUCCAGAACAUCAGAGCAGAGCUUGGAUCGGAAAAGGGACUGAAGUCCAUGUCUGAUUGUGAACUCGCCCAGAUCAGACACAGUGUUUAUCAUGUAAGUGCUGUGGAGAGAUCUGACCAGUACAAAGUCAAAGAAGUGCUGAAUCAGGAUGGACAGUCUUCAGAAGAGGAAGUGGAGGAGGACUGUGCAGAAAGUCAGAAUCACUCCAUCCUUCCAUCAUCUGUUCUUGAUAAAGCCAGUGUCAUCGCCGAACAUUUUAUCGCAAACACUCGGCGCAGUAGUGCAGCACCAGAUGAGCUUCGGUCUCCUCAUCGAAUUCAGCAGGAAGUAACUUCAAGCAAAAACACAGUGCCUAAUUCUACCCUCCUGUCCCCAAGAGAGGAGAUGAUGUCUGGAUCAGAUCGACAUGUUUGUAGACAAAGAGAUUCUACUCUGUCCAAAAAAGAACAGCUUCUGAUUGAUAAGAUCAGGAACUACUAUGAGAAUGCUGAGCAGAACGAUGUCGGUUUCAGCCUAAAGCGAAGAGAGAGUCUGACCUACAUCCCCAGUGGGUUAGUGCGCACUUCUGUCAGCCGCUUCAACAAAAUCCCUCACACUGCCCAGACUAAACCUCCAAACACAGAAACAAUGUUAGUGACCUCAUCACCUGCAAGUUCUGACAUCAUCACAAAACCUGAUGAGCUCAGAGAUGUGUUCAGCACAGAGGUUGAUAGCUCUGCAAGUCAAAAAUCAGAAGAGGUUCCAGAGGAAGGUUUCCGUUCAUCAGCUGAGAUGAUUAAAGUUUGGCAGGAAAUGGAGAAAGAGGUCACAAGCUCGCUGAGAGAAAAUCAGUUCAGAGAUUUUUCACGAGUCAGAGGAACACAUUCAGGUUCCCAAAAUAGAAGAAGAGAAGGUCAAGUUGGAGAACUUUUCACUAUUGAAGAUCUCAGCACUAUUACAGAGGAAUCACCAGUCAAGGGUAAAGAAGAUGAAAAGGAAAAAGAGUCAACAGAAAAUGCAGUCUCAAGCCUGACAAAGAAGUUCAGCCAGCAAUGGAGCGGAGAAACGAGUAAUCAGUGGAGGAGACGAGCCUCAGAGACGACCAUAAACACCGUUAAUAAAAGAAAUACACCAUCCAACACUGACGAAGAGACCAAAAAAAGCCUCAAAGGAAAACCAAACCUGGCACUGUCACUGACAGCAUGUGUCCAGACAACACAAGAUGUACAACAGACACACACUUCCUCCUCCAGUGAUAUGACAGUUUUAUCUCCAGAGCCUUCACACUCGAAAAGCCCCAUACCAUUUGAGGGUUUUCUCUGGCCUAAUGUAAGCAAGCUGCGUUCCAUAUACAGCUCUGUGGAGUGCGCUCCUCUCACAUCGCCUACUUCUGGUGCAGGCACGCUCAGUCCAGGCUACGAAACAGACUACAAAAUGUCUCGGAUUCACCGAGCCGGCUCUCUGGAUCAGAAAUCGGUCGGCUUCAGCUGGACUAAUUUACAGAACAGGAAGGUGAAUAGCGAUUACUGUGUCUCAGCACAGACAACAUUACCCAACAACAGGACCAUUGCUGUACUGGAAAAAGUCAAGACACCAGCACAUCCCAGCCAGUUACAAAAUACUGUCCAGAGUCUGUCCCCAACAUCUCGGGAGAAAACAUCCCUGCUGUUUGUGACUGAAAGCUGCCGACUGUUUGAGGAUCGGGACGAGGCAGCGUUCAUAACAAAACCAGAAACCAGAAACAGAGACAAUAAAACUGAUAAACACUGCAACGCCACACAGCAGGGUGUCGUCAAAAACCUUUGUGAAAAAUUUCUUAAUCUUAGUUAAGUGAAGAGUAAAUGAUGUAUAUUCAUGUAGAGUUAAUGAUGAAGUGUACUGUGUAGGGAGGAUGGAGGUGUUUGGGAUACUGCGCUAGUAAUUACUUAUCUUAUAUAAAUAUGACACAUAAUCCAGACCAGUGACCGAGAAACCAAAAUAAAGUGCAGUACUGCAUGGUCAAGCCUCUGGAACAGCUUCAGGUCACUUAGUGAAACUUUAUACUGGAUCGAUGGCAAUUUCUUUUCUAAAAAUGAAUCUUUUCUAUCUGAAAAGACCUGGUGUGUCUGCAGGAUUUUGUUUCAGCUAAAAAGGAGGCACACAGAUAAAUAAAGACCAAGAUGAAGUGAUUAAGCAGAGAGGAGUGACUUCUGCUUACCUUUUUUUUGGAUAAGAUUGAAGAUUUCUUAUUUAAAACCCAUCAUUAAUGUGGUGUUGCUGAUGGAGGUGAAGAGCACCGACUGAGCACCACAUCGCUCCGGUGUUCAGGUGGGCUGAGGUGUGGUCAGUGUAAAGGCUACAGCAUGUGAUUUAUAUCAUUGUUAUCUUAUCAAACUGUUCAUUGAGCCUUUGUACCCUGUGGAUGGAGAAGGAGACCACACCUAUCUGGAUAGGGAUGUUUUAUCAUGAGGUGAAGGAGAAAAGCUCUAUCUGAACCCUGACCCUAUGACUGGUCUGCAUUUGAGUGGAGAAAAAACAUGACAAAGGU